Arachis stenosperma is the source of this 546-nucleotide messenger RNA. RefSeq lists its product as uncharacterized. The transcript has 2 exons. The record is from RefSeq and is a predicted model, not a curated record. NCBI's taxonomy places the organism in Eukaryota, Viridiplantae, Streptophyta, Magnoliopsida, Fabales, Fabaceae. Gene Ontology annotation, molecular function: nucleic acid binding. Bases 1 to 546 code for a protein of 181 amino acids.
AUGACAGCUUACCUUCCCCAAACCAAUGGACAAGUUGAGGUGUCAAAGAGGGAAAUCAAGCGCAUAUUAGAGAAGAUCGUGAAGCCUCGUCGCAAGGAUUUGAGUGCUAGACUUGCAGAUGCGCUAUGGGCUUAUCGGACUGCAUACAAGACACCCAUCGGAAUGAGUCCAUUCCUCCUCAUCUACGGAAAGGAAUUGGAGUGUCUUCGACUAGAAGCAUAUGAAAACUCAAGGCUCUACAACGAAAAGGUGAAGGCAGUGCAUGACAAGAAUAUCAUGAGAAGAGAGUUUAGGGAUGGGGAUUUAGUCCUCCUCUAUAACUCAAGGAUGAGACUCAUGCUAGGCAAGUUGAGAUCAAGGUGGGAAGGACCCUAUAAAGUAGAGAAGGCUGAGCCAUAUGGAGUCUUCCACCUGAGUCAUCACUCAAGCCCCACCUUCUUCAAGGUCAAUGGCCACUGCUUGAAGCUAUAUCAUGGUGAGAAGAUGAAGAACAACAAGGAGCUGAAGAUCUUCCUCCUGGAGGAUUCAGCACAAGAAGAGGACUGA